Molecule: messenger RNA, 1445 nt
Organism: Notechis scutatus (mainland tiger snake)
Lineage: Eukaryota; Metazoa; Chordata; Lepidosauria; Squamata; Elapidae
Gene: SNN
Product: stannin
Cellular component (GO): mitochondrial outer membrane
Source: RefSeq, a predicted model, not a curated record
GCGGCUCCGGCAUGGUGGCCGGGUGGGGGCUGCGGCGCGCGAGGGCCCGGGCGAGGAGGAGGAGGACGGCGGCCGGUCGCUCCAGCUCGACGCCUCCCCGGCUGGAAGCGCCGCCUCCCUGCCGCUGAGCCCCUUCCUCUCGCGAGGGAGGGAGCAGCGUCCCCCAGCAGGGCCCGGGGCCCCUUUGCGGCCGCUCGCCAUGUCCAUCAUGGACCACAGCCCAACCACGGGGGUGGUGACCGUCAUCGUCAUCCUCAUCGCCAUCGCGGCCCUGGGCGCCCUGAUUCUGGGCUGCUGGUGCUACCUGCGCCUCCAGCGGAUCAGCCAGUCGGAGGACGAGGAGAGCAUCGUGGGUGAAGGCGAAACCAAGGAGCCCUUCCUCCUGGUCCAGUACUCUGCGCGGGGGCCUUGCACGGAGAGGAAGCCCAAGCUCAGCCCUGGUGGCCCCAAGGCACACGGCUAGCAGGAUUUGCACCGGCUGCAAAUCCAUGGAUACUGUGAAGGACACGCAGGGCUGCACCUACCACCGUACCCAACGUUUGGCCACUGGCAGCCAUGCCUGCCAGGGAAGACGACCCUCCUUGCUCGGGGGCAUAUUCUCCGUCACAAGGUCUGUUGCCAGCCAUGGACAGGUGGAGGCCCAGCGUGAACCCCACUCACUCAACCUGCUACUUGAAUCGCCCACUGAGCCCUGAGGAGAUAAUGUGAGCCUCUCCAGGAACUGGGAAAGAGCAACCUGCUGGCUGUGUGCCAUGCUUGGAUUUAGGAGACGCUGCAUGACUCCUGCAGGGGUUUCUCCAAAACCAGCCGGGGGUGGGGGGAGGGGGGUGAUGUUGGCCUUGCACCUCGUGUUCCAGGACAGAUCGGUGCUUGCACUGGCAGCUGCAGCUGCAAAAUGCUGCAGUUCUGGACGGCUGCUUCGUUGGUGUGCUUUAAUGUGCAGAUGGGACCACCACCUCUGAGGGCCCUGGCAAUGCUGCCCAGGAAGGAUGGCAGUCUGCUCUCCCUGAAGGAAGGGGGGGGUCUAGGGGGAGUAGGCAUUUCCGACUGCUGAAAGCAACAGCAGCCCCUCCCCCCCCCAACAGCCAGUGAUGACGGCUUUCCCUUUGGGGUGCAGUCUGAAGGCGGCUGGGAGUGCAGCGAAAGGGCGGAAAGGCCUUUGAGUAACUGGCCACUUCCUCCUUGCCUGCGGAUGCACUGCGUUCCGCUCUCAGAGUGGGCUGGGGGCUUUGCUCUUGUUCCCAGCGAGUGUAUUUUUGUAGCUAAACCCACCCUCUUCAAGGGGCUUCUGGGAAUUCCCGGCCGAGCACCAGACAGCAUCCUUCUUGCCUCCCAACAUCUGCGACCCUCCCUUUUGCUCAUUUCCACGUGGGCUUUUAUGGCCACAGGGAGACCCUGACGCUUGGCAAGGCCCCCCCUCCUUUCUCUCUCUCUGGCUUAAGCAG